AUGCUGGCAACACUUGAGGAGUUGCUAGUGCGCUGCCGGCAUUUUGAGGAUAAGGAGUUUAGGGAAUUCAAGGGUUGGGGGGAUGGGGGAGAGCAAGGAUUAGGCCUCCGGACUUUAGAACAAGAAUGGAAUGAGACACAAAGGGAGGAGCUGUGUGGUGCAAAGGAGCUAAUUAGAGCAGUGCUUCGAUACCGGCGUAUCAUGGAAUCAGACAGCGAAAUGAUCCUGAACAUUCCUAUUAUAGACUCCAGGCGCGAGGACGAGCGGAAAAUCGAUGACAUCAUACAAGCCCUUGCACAUAAGAUAUACGAAGACCUAAGAGUCUCAUUGUCAGAUGAAAUUCAAAGUCGAGCUCGACCGUCCAUCGUUACGACAUCAGCCCAGAAAUCCGAUGACAUAUCUAUUCCUGAAGAAUUGGAAGAAGAUGAAGCAAGAAUCCUGGAAGAGGAGCGGGAGAGUUCCCUGAGGGAGGUUGAAGAAGCAGAGCACAUGAGCCCUUGCCUGCAAAGAUACUGGCGUCGCCGCAAAGAGGAGGAGAAAGAGGAACAGUUUUACACGUACCUUCUACGAAAAGGCGAUGUCCCUCCGUAUUUUCAAAACGUUUUUGGUGGUGCUAUUUGGUGGGAUGUACACAACGCCACCUGUGAAGCAGUGUCGAUUGCUGAACGACGGAAGAUGAAGUGUGUUUGUGCAGAUGAAGAUGAAAAUAGUGCCAGUGACACCGCAAAUCCCUUCAUGUGA
Messenger RNA from Spodoptera exigua (beet armyworm), 741 nucleotides. NCBI's taxonomy places the organism in Eukaryota, Metazoa, Arthropoda, Insecta, Lepidoptera, Noctuidae. The record is from the annotation of a GenBank genome assembly.